AUGGCUCCUGAAGCACUCCUAGUAGAUGAUCCCAGGGUCGAGCAUCACUUCAUAGAUGUCGGUCACGGUAUCAGGUACCACUACCAGCUUGCAAACCCUCGAGGGCAUCCGGCUGCCACUGUAUUACUCUUGCACGGAUGGCCUGACCUCGCUCAUGGAUGGCGCUUCCAGGUGCCCUAUCUCCUAACUCUCGGGUGCCGAGUCGUUAUACCAGACAUGCUGGGGUACGGCCAAACCAGCGCCCCGGACUCUCUCGCGCAGUACUCGAUGAAGAACAUGUCAGACCAGAUGAUGCAGUUGAUCCGAGCCGUGGGCGGUUCAAGCUCGUCGCCCGUCGUCGUCGGCGCACAUGACUGGGGCGCAUUCCUGGCCUGGCGCCUGGCUAUGUAUCAUCCGGAGCUGGUGCGCGCUGUUUUCUGCUUCUGUGUGCCAUUCACACCGCCGCAGCCUGUCGUGCUCCCACUUGAGGACUUCGUGAAGAAGAAUCCCGCCUUCACCUACCAGUUGCAGAACGCUGGGCCCGAGGCCGAGGCCCUGGCCAGUCAGUCGCCGGCUCAUCUGCAGGGUUUCCUCAACGCCAUGUUCGGCGGGGUUACGACGGAUGGCCUGCCCGGCUUCGAUCCAUAUGUUGGCUUGAUCCCGGAAAAUCUACUCAAGGUGCAGCGCUCGCCGCUGGUGACACCGGAGGUGUUGAAGCACUAUGUGUCCGAAUACUCUCGCAACGGCUUGCGUGGUCCGAUGAAUUGGUACCGUACUCGGUCCAUUAACGGAGAAGAUGAGCUGCCUCUGGCCAAAGACGCCUCUGAAUUCCUGUUCCAAGUACCUGCCAUGUUGAUCAUGGCCGGCCAGGAUGCGGCGCUCACGCCAGACCUAGCUGAUGGUCAGGAACAAUUCUUCGCUAAGGGGCUGAAGAAGGGAGUCAUUCCAGAGGCAUCACACUGGAUCCUGAUACACUGUCCUGAAGAGUGUAACAGGCAUAUUGGGGAGUUUCUGAGCGAACUUCUGGGGCGAGACUAG
This is a messenger RNA of Amorphotheca resinae ATCC 22711, 1017 nucleotides long. RefSeq lists its product as hypothetical. Bases 1 to 1017 code for a protein of 338 amino acids. Lineage: Eukaryota; Fungi; Ascomycota; Leotiomycetes; Helotiales; Amorphothecaceae. The record is from RefSeq and is a predicted model, not a curated record. The transcript has 3 exons. Gene Ontology annotation, molecular function: hydrolase activity.